UAAGAUUGUGAUUGUGAAGAAAGAGAAUUCAAAAAUUUAUUUUGUAAUAAACGAUUUGUGUGUUGUGUGUGGUGUGAUAAUUGAGUAAACACACGAGUUAAUAAAUCCUGAGGAAUACUAAAAUUAUUAUCUGAAUUUAACGAGGGGACACAUUUGGCGAGGAAAUUUUAAAAACACACAUGAAAAUAUAUAUCAUCACCAGGUGACAUGGCAAUUGGGCAUUGAUUUUAAUGACAAUAAAUAAUGAGGAUUUUAAUAUAACUGAUGUCAUCAAAUAGAUAAAAAAAAAAAAAUAAUACACACACAACAUUAAAUAAUUCCUCAUAAUCCUCAUAAAUCUAUAUCCAAAAAUAUCAAAAUACAAUAACAAAUAAAUACCAUAAUAUAAUAAUAAUAAUAAUAAUAAUUAGAAGAAAAAUAAAUUUGAAAAAAAUAAUGAUAUAUCAAAAUAAUAAUAAAUUAGCAUAAAAUAACAAGUUACAAAUUCAAAAAGUUGUAUCACCACCAUUAAUGGUUAAGAUUAUAAGUGGUUAUCAAGCCAAUGGACAGUAUCCAAAUUUUCAAUCACCAAAUCAAUCAUUAGCAUUAUCACAUACACCUCCACCACUACCACCACCACCUCCACCGCCAAGUCCUCGUCAACAAUCCCCACAUAAUCAUCAAACAUAUUUUAUCAAUGCCAAUACUGAGUAUCAACAAGGACAUCAUUUAAUUCCAACUGAAGUUUAUCAUCCUCCACUUGAAGUUUAUCAAAUGAUGAGUGUUGAAAUGCCACAUUUACAUCGUCAUGGUUUUGGUCCACAAGUUGCAAUGCCAUGUUCAAUGAAUCAACAUUAUCAAAGACGUCAUUUUAAUAGUUAUGAUUGCAAUGCAUUAACAAUGCCACCACCACAUUUAAAUUUUCGUCAAAAUGGUAAUAUAAAUUGUUCAAUUAAAAAACCAAAUUGGCCAAAUAAUAAACAAAGAAAAAAUUCACCAAAGAAUAAUUUUAUAAAUAUUGAUGGUAAUGCUAAUGCUAAUAUUUCAAUGCCAAGAGAACAAAUGCCACAGUAUCAUUUAUUUCCAAUAAGACAACAAAUUACACCAACAUCAUUAUCACCAAUAACACCAACAGCAAUAGCACCAUCAGUAUCAUCAACAGCAUCAUCAUCAUCAGCAUCUUCAUCAUCAUCAAAAACAGAUAAUUAUUGUCACAGUGACAGUGGUACUAAUUCACCAUCACCAACACCAUCUAAAAAUCAACAAGAUAAUCAUUAUGAUGAUAAAACAAUUUUAUCAAAUUUUCAUUCAAAUGUUAUCAAUAAUAAUAAUAAUAAUAAUCACCAUUAUUAUCAUCAUCAUCAUCAUUAUCAACAACAACAACAACAACAACAAUAUGAUAAUUCAAAUGUUAAUGCAACAUUUACACAGCAUCAUUUGAGUCCAUAUGUUACAAGUCAAUCACAAUUUUUACAAUAUCAUUAUUAUCAACAACAGCUGCAACAACAACAACAGCUGCAGCAACAGCAACAACAACGACAAACAAAUUAUUACAAUUCAUAUUUACAAGCAUUAAGAAUGAAUCAACAAAAUUAUCAUAAUAAUAGAAAACGUCAUGAUAAUAAUAACAACAAGAAAAAUAAUAAUGCAUCAUCAACAAUAACAUCAACAUCAACAACAAUACCAUCACGUUGUAAAAAAACACUUGCUGAAAUAUUUAUAUCACCAGUUAAUUUUACAAAUCGUAUAAUACCACCAGAUAAAUUUUUAAAUAAAUCACAUUUAAUGCAAGUUUAUGAUAAACCAAUAAAUUUAACAAAUAAUUGUCAAUGGGAUAAUUUAUCAGUGGACAUAUGGAAUAAAUUUAUUGAAUCACAACAAUCUGAAAAAACUUAUAAAGAUAAAAUUUUAUUAUGGAAAGGUUUGUAUCUUUAUUUUAAACAAACAUAUCCAAAAUAUAAAUUAUAUCUUGUUGGUUCAACAGUUAAUGGUUUUGGUUAUGAAAAUAGUGAUGUUGAUUUGUGUCUAAUUGUGAAAGACAUUGAAAUGAUACCUAGAUAUGAUGCAGUGGAUCAUCUAAAUGAGUUGUGCAAAAAAUUAAGUGAAUGCAGUUUUAUUGAUAAAUGUGAUUUAAUUGAAGCUAAAAUACCAAUAUUAAAAUUUCAUGAUUCAUUGCAUUGUCUUGAUGUUGAUUUAAAUUGUAAUAAUGCUGUUGGUGUUAGAAAUACACAUAUGCUUUAUUGUUAUUCACAAAUUGAUUGGCGUGUACGUCCAUUAAUUAUUGUUGUUAAAUUAUGGGCACAUGUUAAUGGUAUAAAUGAUGCUAGAAAUAUGACACUGUCAAGUUAUUCAUUGACACUUAUGGUCAUACAUUUUCUACAAAGUGGUGUCAAGCCAGCAGUACUUCCAUGUCUUCAUCAACUUUAUCCAUUUAAAUUUAAUACAAUAUCAGACAUUAAAAAUAUUGAUAUACAUGAAAAAUUAGAAUUACCAGAGAGAUCAUAUGAACAAAUUAAUAGACAAUCACUUGGUGAAUUAUUAUAUCAAUUUUUUCAUUAUUAUCAUAAAUUUAAUUUUGAUCAAUAUGCUAUAUCUGUUAGAACACCACAUAAAUUAUUUAUUGAAGAUUGUCGUAGUGUUUUAUCACUUAAAAAUCGUCGUCAUCAAUGGAAUUUAAUUUGCAUUGAAGAACCAUUUGAUUUGACAAACACUGCCAGAGCUGUUUAUGAUAUUGAAAAAUUUAAAAUUAUUAAACAAGUUUUUGCUCAAUCAUUUGAAAAACUUGGUAGCUCACGUAAUCUUGACAGUAUAUUUCAACAAUCAAAUAUUGUAGAAAAAAAAUAUGAUUCAUCACAAAUUAAACAACAAAAUCAAUCAAAAGAUUUAAAUAUUAUUAAUGGAGACAAAAAAAAGGAUAAUAAAUCCAAGUGAAUUUAUAUUAAAUUAUCUUUUUUUUUUUUUUUUAUUUUUUUGCCAAAUAAUCAGCCUAAGUUGAUGAUGAUGGAUUAUUGAUGUUUUUUUUUUUUUUUUUUUUAUUUAAAUUCCGUCAAUAGACAAUUUUGUGAUAUAAAAAAAAACAAAAAAAUAUGAAUAAAUAAAUAAAAAUACUUGGGCUGUGUGUGCAUUGAGUCAAAACGCUGGUGAUUACACUGUGAUAAUAGUUAAUCAUACUGAUAAUAAAUUGAUCAGCGUUUAUUAAUUUAUUAAAAUGAUAAAAAAAUAUAUCGUCUCAGGAAGAGCG
Molecule: messenger RNA, 3220 nt
Organism: Aphidius gifuensis
Lineage: Eukaryota; Metazoa; Arthropoda; Insecta; Hymenoptera; Braconidae
Product: poly(A) RNA polymerase GLD2-like
Exons: 5
Coding region: 511-2910 (799 amino acids)
Cellular component (GO): cytosol
Molecular function (GO): poly(A) RNA polymerase activity
Source: RefSeq, a predicted model, not a curated record